Molecule: messenger RNA, 2375 nt
Organism: Opisthocomus hoazin
Lineage: Eukaryota; Metazoa; Chordata; Aves; Opisthocomiformes; Opisthocomidae
Source: RefSeq, a predicted model, not a curated record
AUGGAGAGCUGUGCCGUCGCUCUGCCCGCGGCUGUUCGUGAACGCUGCCAGGUGACUUUUAGGCCCUUGGAAACAGGGCUCUGUGUAAUAAACCGCGAAUUUUAUCCGCGACUUGUGGGGGAAAAAGAUCUUGCAGACGCUCUAGAAGAAGGAGGCUGUGAUCUUGAAACUGUGAGAAACAUCAUUCAAGGAAGGCAAUUGCCUGCUGAUCUGAGGGCCAAAGUCUGGAAGAUUGCACUUAAUGUUGUAGGAAAGGGGGACAGCCUCGCAUCCUGGGAUGGCUCUCUAGACCUACCAGAACAGAGUAUAAUUCGUAAGGAUUGCCAAGAGCUAAUUGACCAGUUGUCCGUGCCAGAAGAGGAGAAGUCAGUAUUACUUCUGGAUAUUGAGUCUGUUAUUACUUUUUAUUGUAAGUCACGCAAUGUUAAAUACAGUUCUUGCCUUGGCUGGAUACAUCUACUCAAACCUCUGGUGCACCUUCGUUUGCCACGCAGUGAUUUGUACAACUGCUUUUAUGCUAUCAUGAAUAAGUUCAUUCCAAGGGAUUGUUUUAUGAAAGGAAGACCAUUUCAUCUGUUUAGACUACUUCUUCAGUACCAUGAGCCUGAACUCUGCUCCUUUCUUGAUACAAAGAAGAUGACUCCAGACUCAUAUGCACUCAACUGGCUUGGAAGCCUCUUCUCAUAUUACUGUUCAGCUGAAGUCACUCAGGCAAUAUGGGAUGGAUAUCUACAACAAGCAGAUCCAUUCUUUAUUUAUUUCUUAAUGUUAAUCAUCCUUGUCAAUGCAAAAGACGUUAUCUUAGCACAAGAAUCAGAUAAAGAAGAAAUGAUAAAAUUCUUAGAAACUUCACCAGCCAAUCUCGAUUUAGAGGAUAUAGAGGAUCUCUUCUCUUUGGGACAGUAUUACUGUAGCAAAACUCCAGCUUCUUUCAGAAAGGACAACCACAGUCUUUUUGGCAGCAGCUUGCUGGGCCUCAAAGAUGAUGACACAGACUUGAGCCAGGCUCUCUGUCUAGCAGUAUCUGUGUCUGAGAUUCUUCAAGCAAAUCAGCAACAAGGAGAAGGAGUAAGGUUCUUCGUAGUGGAUUGUCGUCCUGCGGAGCAAUACAAUGCUGGACAUUUAUCAACAGCAUUUCAUUUAGACUCUGAUCUGAUGCUUCAAAACCCAUCAGAAUUUGCACAGUCUGUAAAAUCCCUAUUAGAAGCACAAAAACAGUCUAUUGAGUCUGGCUCCAUAGCUGGUGGGGAACAUCUCUGCUUCAUGGGAAGUGGCAGGGAAGAAGAAGAUAUGUAUAUGAAUAUGGUACUAGCACACUUCUUACAGAAAAAUAAGGAGUAUGUGAGCAUUGCCAAAGGAGGAUUUAUGGCCCUCCAGCAGCACUUAGCAGAUAUCAAUGUGGAAGGACCAGAAAAUGGAUAUGGCCACUGGAUUGCUAGUACCUCAGGCUCAAGAAGUAGCAUAAACUCCUCUGUUGAUGGUGAUUCUCCGAAUGGUUCGAGUGAUGGAAAAGGAGUAAAGUCCCUGGUGAAUAAAAUGACGGUUGCUUUGAAGACUAAAUCUGUGAAUGUGAAAGAAAAAGUGAUUAGUUUCAUUGAAAAUACAUCUACUCCAGUGGACAGACAUGUCAGCAGCAGUGACAGAGUAGGAAAACCCUACCGUGGUGUGAAACCAGUGUUCAGCAUCGGAGAUGAAGAAGAAUACGAUACUGAUGAAAUUGAUAGCUCCUCAAUGUCAGAUGAUGAUCGAAAAGAGGUUGUCAACAUCCAAACAUGGAUAAAUAAACCUGAUGUGAAGUAUAACUUCCCCUGUAAUGAAAUGAAAGAAAGUGGACAUAUGUUUCCCAGUCAUCUCCUAGUAACAGCAACUCAUAUGUACUGUUUGAGAGAGAUUCCAUCACGAAAGGGACUGGCUUACAUACAGUCUCGACAAGCACUCAACUCAGUAGUCAAAAUCACAUCCAAGAAGAAACACCCGGAACUGAUCACCUUUAAGUAUGGAAAUAGCAAUACUUCAGGCAUAGAAGUUUUGGCAGUUGAAAGGUAUUUGAUUCCAAAUGCAGGUGAUGCUACCAAAGCCAUAAAACAACAGAUCAUGAAAGUAUUGGAUGCCUUGGAGAGUUAAUAACUAAAGACUUUGAAGAGAAAAAUUUAUAAAGAAGAAGCAACCAAGAUACUGUAUAUGGACACAAAGCUGACUGUUUCCCAACUGAAUACUAACUUAAGAGAAUUUUUCUGUUUGCUGAUGGGAGUGCCUGACUAGCAGGCUUGUGAUAGGGUAAAUUAUUAUCGAUUUCUGAGCAGGUUUUUAAAUUUUUUUUAAUUAUGGGGGUUUUUUGUUUUGAAGAAAUGUUUAUUAUAAAGGUCAGUUUGUUU